Molecule: messenger RNA, 2808 nt
Organism: Linum tenue
Lineage: Eukaryota; Viridiplantae; Streptophyta; Magnoliopsida; Malpighiales; Linaceae
Source: the annotation of a GenBank genome assembly
GCUAAAAGAAGAGUGAAAGUGAAACCGAAUCGUCCAAGGCAUUUAGUACAAACUACAACCAAAAAAUUAAAAAGGAGCGAGCAGUCAAAGCAAAAGUCGGGAGGUAACCCGUGCGCAGUUCACUGCAGACAUGGAAUUCGAACUGGAUUCACCGUCAUCGCCACUUGCAGCUCCACAAGAACCUCCGCAGAUCCGCCGUCUGGAGGAGUGUGUCGUAAACCGAAUUGCGGCUGGCGAGGUGAUUCAGCGGCCAGUCUCCGCUGUCAAAGAGCUAGUGGAGAACAGUUUAGACGCUCACUCCACCUCCAUCAACGUGGUCGUCAAGGACGGCGGCCUCAAGCUCAUUCAAGUCUCCGAUGAUGGCCACGGGAUUCGAUUCGAAGAUUUGCCGAUACUCUGCGAGCGGCACACUACGUCGAAGCUUUCUACUUACGAGGACUUGCAAACGAUAAAAUCGAUGGGUUUUAGAGGAGAGGCGCUGGCUAGCAUGACUCAUGUGGCCCAUGUUACGGUUACAACCAUCACAAAAGGCCAGCUGCAUGGCUACAGGGUAUCCUAUAAAGACGGUGUCAUGGAGCACCAACCAAAGGCUUGUGCCGCUGUCAAAGGAACUCAGAUAAUGGUAGAGAAUUUGUUCUACAACAUGGUUGCCAGGAAGAAGACGCUCCAGAGUACUGUUGAUGAUUACUCAAAAAUUGUCGACGUGAUAAGUCGAUUUGCCAUUCAUCACACAACUGUGAGCUUUUCUUGCAGAAAGCAUGGAGCUGUUAGAGCAGAUGUCCACUCCGUAGCAACCUCAUCAAGACUUGAUGCGAUCAGAUCGGUUUAUGGGCCAUCAGUAUCCUGCAAUCUGAUAAAACUAGAAACCUCUGACAGUGACCCUGUUGGAUCUAUCUUUUCCAUGGAUGGAUUUAUCUCAUCUUCAAAUUACAUGGCAAAGAAAACAACAAUGGUGCUUUUUAUCAAUGAUAGAUUGGUGGAAUGUACUGCUUUGAAGAGAGCUCUUGAAAUUGUUUAUGCUGCCACCUUACCCAAAGCAUCAAAGCCUUUUAUUUACAUGUCUAUACAACUUCCACCUGAGCAUGUCGAUGUGAAUGUCCAUCCAACAAAAAGAGAGGUCAGCCUCCUAAAUCAAGAAAGGAUCAUUGAGAAGAUACAGUCUGUUGCUGAAUCAAAAUUGCGGAGUUCAAACACGUCGAGGGUGUUUGCAGAACAGACACUUGAUCCCUCCCAACUCAGUCCAUUUAGCUCAAGUAAAGACUCACAAACAGAUUCCCCACCCACUGCAUCAAAAUCACAGAAGACUCCCGUUAAUAAAAUAGUGAGGACUGAUGCAAUGGAUCCAGCAGGGAGGUUGGAUGCCUACUUAAAAGCUAAGCCUCUUGAGGGCCUUGAAAGGAAUCCUAGUUUGACAGCAGUAAGGUCUGCUGUUAGACUAAGAAGAAAUCCAAAGGAAACUGCAGAUCUUACUAGCUUACAGGAACUCAUUGAUGACGUGGAACGCAACUGUCAUUCUGAUUUGCUGGAUGUUGUUAGACAUUGCACCUUUAUUGGAAUGGCUGAUGAAAUUCUGGCAUUGCUUCAGCAUGGUACUCACCUGUAUCUUGCAAAUGUGGUGAACUUAAGCAAAGAGAUAAUGUAUCAGCAAGUUCUCAGGCGGUUUGCGCAUUUUAAUGCGAUACAGCUAAGUGAACCAGCCCCAGUAUCAGAUCUAAUCAUGUUGGCGCUGCAAGAAGAAGAUCUUAACUCAGAAUCCACUGAUGGCGACGAGCUGAAACAGAAUAUUGCAAAACUGAAUUCGGAAUUGCUCAAGGAAAAAAUGGAGAUGCUCGAGGAGUACUUUGGCAUUUCCAUAAACUCAGAGGGUUAUUUGUCCAUGCUUCCUGUCAUCCUUGACCAACAUACUCCUGAUAUGGAUCGAAUUCCUGAUUUCUUGCUUACCUUGGGGAAUGAUAUUGAAUGGCUGGAUGAAAAGAACUGCUUUCAAGGAAUUGCUGCUGCCAUUGCAAACUUUUAUGCCAUGCAUCCCCCUCUGCUGCCGAACCCAUCGGGUGAUGGUAUGCACUUCUACAAGAGAAAAGCCACAGACAAUCGUGAUGAUGAAGGAAAUACCAUUGAGAAAGCGGAUAUACAAGUGGAGGAGAAGGACGAAAUCGACAAUGACCUCCUCUCAGAGGCAGAGACUGCAUGGGCACAGCGUGAAUGGUCGAUCCAGCACGUCUUGUUUCCAUCAAUGAGAUUGUUUCUGAAGCCGCCAGCUUCCAUGGCCACCAAUGGAACGUUUGUAAAGGUUGCUUCCCUGGAGAAGCUCUACAAGGUUUUCGAAAGAUGCUGAUGAAGAAAGUCAGUUUGUUCAGCUGUUUGUCAUUCGUCCAUCAGACGGUUUUGCUAAGAAGCCUGGAGGUUGCUAAUCAGCAGAAGAGAGAAGACAAGGGUGAGAUGCUCUCUGAUACACCCUCGAUGCUUGUCGAAUAUGAUCGGCCCCGUCGUGUACAAAUGAAAACAAUGUCAUUCGCCUUCUUUCUUUGCCUCCUUUUGUCCAGAUCAAAAUGUCGUCCCAAUUCCCCUUUGGCAUCUUAUUAGAAUGUAGAAUGAGCUGGUUCUCAAAGUACACCCAUAGUCCUAGACUUCUCAAGCAAGCUACUGGGUAUCAACGUGGACUGUGAAAGCAAACUGUCAAAAAUCUUAGCUCGAUCUUGAUUGAUCUUUUUCUCCUGAUACGCGAAACCAUAUCUGGCGUUGUACAUAUCAAGUUAGCGUUGUACAUAUCAAGUGUAAUGAUAUUUAGCAAUAUAAUUGUGGUUUAAC